Molecule: messenger RNA, 1758 nt
Organism: Haliotis rubra (blacklip abalone)
Lineage: Eukaryota; Metazoa; Mollusca; Gastropoda; Lepetellida; Haliotidae
Exons: 3
Coding region: 66-773 (235 amino acids)
Source: RefSeq, a predicted model, not a curated record
UCCAAGCCCAAAGCCAGUACGUGUUGUAUGCCUCAGAAAGGACAGGUGUAUUCUUGACUCGCAACAUGGUGCACAAAACCUGUGGUUACGGCGAUUGUAGAAGCGAUAGCCGAAAAGAAAAUUUAGACAAUGUGACUUUUAUUUCUUUUCCAAGAGACACUGGCAUAAACCACGAAAAAUGCCUCCGAUGGAUAAAGUUAUCUGGGCGGGUUGAUCUGACACCCGAGCGGGUUAACAGAUACACAUAUGUCUGCUCUAAACAUUUCGUCGGUGGCAAUGGUCCAACUGACGAACAUCCAGACCCAGUUCAGUUUCCAGGCAAAAUAUCAAGAAUACCCAGAGGUAUCCACGGAAACAUGCGGGUAGCACCGCACCAAGUGAUUCAAAAGCCAGCCAAGAAGCAAAAGACAUUCACGGAAACAUCUGCAGCUCAACUAAAACAUGUAGAUGUACAGAGUACAAAUUACAUGUACUUCAGUCAAGUAAAGGAAGAGCCAGGCUACUCAGAUUUUACCAUGGCACAAGUGGGCGGUGAUGCAGCCAGGAAUCAGACUAAGUCAAUCAAGUUCUUGGUGAAAGAAUGGGGGAGUUUUGUGGAGCCUGACUGUGGCCUGACAUCUGGGUAUGUUGACGACAAUCACUCAAAUGAUGUCAUUAAGCAGAUGUUCAACAUGUGGAAGGAACAGAAGAUGUGUGAUGCAGCGUUCAUCGUACAGGGAAUGAAAGUUCCAUUUCAUCGCCCUUAUGAUGUCAGCAUGCAGCUCCCCAUAUGAAGACAGUGUUGGACAGAGAGGACCUGUCAUCCAGCUUAGACAUCCACAUGCCUGACUCAGUCUCCAUAGAAGCAAUGUACUGCUUCCUGCACUACAUCUACACGGCUCCCUCAGCCUCACCAUCAACACUGCACAGGCGGUCCUGAAGAUAGCCACUAUCCUCCAGGUGAUCAAAGUACAGCAACACUGUAAACAGUUCAUAGAGAACAUUGCAGGCAAGCUGGGUCUCAACCCAACCCUCACUCAGUCGGUCAGGUUUACUGUGUCAAGGGAAGAAGAAACCGUUACAGGACGAUCAGGGGAUAGAAGGACCAUUGUCAUUCCUGAUCCUAGUGCUUUUGAACCUGAUGGAGACCUUCCAAGAACCUUUGGUCCCAAAUCUGCAAGAGUCUCUUCAGACACUCAGUGUGAUACUAGAGAUAGGCCUUCUAGUUCAAGCAAUGUUGGAAGUUCCAGCAUGACAGAUUGUGUCAUGAAUACUGCAAAGAGUGACAUGAAAUCUUAUGAUACCAGUUUGUCAACAUGUGUGAACGACAAGGCUUCAUUUCCUGCUAAGAUGAUCUCACAGAGGAACUGCAAUGGUUCUAACUUUGCCAUGUCUAGUGGUUGUCAGUUCAGUAACCUUGAGCAAACAGUCCCAAACCGUCAUUCCUCAGCUGAGUUCUGUCAGCCUGAGAGUAACCAUAGCAACACAGGUAGCUCCAUCUACAAUGGGCAGUGGUCAAGUAAGGUGACCAAUUCUGGGACUCAGGGAAGCUCAUGUGUGGAAGAUGGGGAAGAAAAUAUGGUUAGUUCUGAUACAGAACCGUUUAUAAAGCAGGAGCCAUGUCAAGACAGUGAUUUUGAGCCUUAUGUAUUCUUUGAGGAGCAGCAGCCUUUAUCCUUUCAGAACACACAGACUUAGAAUUACAUGAACUGGAAAUGAUUUGUCUUUGAAAUCAUGUGCACAAACUCAAAGAAUGUUAAAAUAAAUAUUUCUAAUUUU